Messenger RNA from Spodoptera littoralis (African cotton leafworm), 1137 nucleotides. The record is from the annotation of a GenBank genome assembly. NCBI's taxonomy places the organism in Eukaryota, Metazoa, Arthropoda, Insecta, Lepidoptera, Noctuidae.
AUGGAAAUGUCUCUUCCGAACGGUGUGGACGUGUCCCAGUUGGUGCAGCACCCGGUGCUGGCUGCACUGCCUCCGUUCUUCCUCAGAGCCUCAGAGAGAUACCAGUCUGCUCUGCCUCACCAGCGGACGCCGAAGUGCGCGCGCUGCCGCAACCACGGCGUGGUGUCCGCGCUGAAGGGCCACAAGCGGUACUGUCGGUGGCGCGACUGCGUCUGCGCCAAGUGCACGCUCAUCGCCGAGCGCCAGCGGGUCAUGGCUGCACAGGUGGCGUUACGUCGUCAGCAGGCGCAGGAGGAGAACGAAGCCCGGGAGCUGAACCUGCUGUACGCGAGCCAGACGUCCACUGCGCCACAUCACUAUACUGACAUGCCCGAGGACUCACCAGUUCAGAAAAGAGCCCGCAUCACAGAAGUCUGCUCCAGUCCAUCACCACCGACAGACUCACAACAAGAAUCAAAAACACCUGCCCCCACCCCUCCACUCGCUACUCCACCCCCGCGCUCGCCCUCAGACCAUGAACUAAACGUUGAAGAAGAACUAGAAGAGACAGAACCUUCACUAACACCUGAAAACCUUUCAAUGAAAGAGCAGAGAGAAGAGGUUCCCGUCAAGAAGGAGGAAGAAGAUAAAUGGGACAACCCUGACUUCAAAUACAAGAUGUUCAGACGAGAGAGGAAGGAGACGGUAGAGACGGUGACUGAAGACCCUUCUCCGUAUCAGAAGUCACCAGUAGAUGUUCUAAUAAAGGUGUUCCCGAGGCGCAGUCGACAGGAGAUCGAAGGGAUCUUAGCGAGGUGCAAGGGAGACGUAGUGGCUGCUAUGGAGAUGAUGAUUAACGGGGAGAACGCGAACCCUUACCAAGUGACUCAGGAGUCGCCUCCAUACAUGCAGUAUCAGUCGAAGUCUGCCUUCUCUCCACUUUCAAACCAGAGCUUCAAGUUCUCUCCAUCACGCCGGUUUCUGACACCUCCGUACAGUGGUACCGGGUACUUACCGACAGUGAUCCGACCACCGCCAGAAUAUUUAUCCUCGUUCAUGCCUCCCUCCGAGCUCAUGUAUGGCAGACAGCUCCAAGUCCCAUCACCAGGCACCUCCCCAACCUCUGACAAUACAAAUAAUGACGGAUUUUCUGAUUAG